Messenger RNA from Diplodia corticola, 429 nucleotides. RefSeq names its product gmf family protein. Gene Ontology annotation, biological process: negative regulation of Arp2/3 complex-mediated actin nucleation; actin filament debranching. Gene Ontology annotation, molecular function: actin binding; Arp2/3 complex binding. The record is from RefSeq and is a predicted model, not a curated record. Lineage: Eukaryota; Fungi; Ascomycota; Dothideomycetes; Botryosphaeriales; Botryosphaeriaceae. The coding region runs from base 1 to 429 and encodes 142 amino acids. The transcript is spliced from 4 exons. Gene Ontology annotation, cellular component: actin cortical patch.
AUGUCCUCCGAAGCUCGCCUCUUCACCUUCUCGCCCGAGACCAAGGAAAAGCUGCGCAAGUUCCGCCUCGGCACUUCGCGCGCAAAGGACCCCCAAGCUGUCAUCUACCAGAUCGACAAGAAGACGCUCGAGAUCCACCAGUCGGACAAUGAGGUCUACACCAAUCUGCAGGACAUUGCCGACGAGCUGCCUGACAACACGCCGCGCUUCGUGCUGCUCAGCUAUCCCAUGACUCUUGAAUCCGGCCGUCUCUCCGUCCCAUACGUUAUGAUCUACCACCUGCCCACAACCUGCAACUCGGAAAUGAAGAUGCUCUACGCCAGCGCUAAGGAGCUGAUGCGCAACACGGCGGAGGUCAAUCGCAUCAUUGAGAUUUCUGAUGCCGAAGAGCUUGAAAACAUCGAGAAGCAGCUUCAGAACGACGCGUGA